AUGUCGACCAGAUCGAGCUCGUCAGAGGAUCGGCUGCUCCCCUCGGACUCUUCCGUCGACGGCAGCCCUGUCUCGACCCCCUACGACGAUGGCAGCGACGACUACUUCGAAGAGGGCUACUCGCUCAAGCCACAGAAGCGCCCUUCGACGCUUCAUCAGCGCCUCGUAGAUGCUAGAGAGCGCCUUCCCCUCGGCCUCGCGUCUGGCCUCGCCAUCCUCGCCGUCUCGACCGCCCUGCACGUCUUCUUUGGCAUGUUCUCCACCGUCCACCUCUUUCUCGCCGGCUGCAUGGUCCUCGUCGUCAACCUCUUCACCAGCAUCGGCUCGUCGGCGUCGAGAUGUCGUUCAGAGGGCGCCAAGCCGCUCCUACGAGCGGUGUCGAGCUGCCUGCUGCUCGCCGUCAUCUUUCUCGCCUGCACCCACCACUCGCCCUCGCGACAGGCACGUCUCACGCUGCCACCCGUGCAGAGCAAUGGCUCCUACUUCAUCGCGGCCAACCUCUACAACUCCGAGAGCCUCUUCCCCGCCUUCUCCGAUAGCCUCCUGCGGCUCUCGGACAUGCUCGGCCACAGCAACGUCUACGUGUCCAUCUACGAGUCCAACUCCAAGGACUCGACCAAGGACAAGCUGGCCGAGCUCGCAGGGCUCCUCGAACGCCAGGCGAUCCCGCACACCAUCAGGUCCGACAACGACGGCAUCAAGGUGGCCAAGAACAACCAGAUCGGCGCCACGCAGGCUCACAUCCAGUACCUUGCCGACGUGAGGAACAUCGCCCUCGCGCCCCUCGACAAGGGCCUGCGCAGCGUCGGAGGCCGUCCCUUUUCGCACGUCGUGUGGCUCAAUGACGUCUUUUGGAGGCCAGAAUCGGUCCUGGAGCUCCUCGCAACCAACGGCGGCGAGUUCGACCAAGCCUGCGGCCUCGACUUUAUCCCGCUCGGCUUCUAUGACACAUGGGUCACUCGCGAUGCCGAAGGGACAAGACUCAAGCCUCUCUGGCCUUACUUUGAGCGUCCUGCGGACAUCGACAGCCUUAGAGCGGGCCAGCCGAUCCCUGUCCGGAGUUGCUGGAACGGCAUGACGGCGUUCAGGGCCGACCUCUUUGUCCCGCAGUCGAAUGCCACACAGGCAGGGACAGCGGCGGUAGCGGCGAAGGCGACUCCAGAGCAGCAGCCCAAUACCACAACCUCGCCAACGUCACCGCUGCGCUUCCAUACCUUUCCCAAGUGCGUGGUGUCCGAAUGCUUGCUGGCAAGCUACGACAUCCACCUGCGCACCGCACCCACGCCCGCGCGGAUAUUUGUCAACCCGCGUGCCAUAGCCACCUACGACUGGCCCUCGUCGCUGCUCUACGACUCGAUCCUGCGUACUCGGCUGCUGGAUCCAUGGGUGGUGCUGUGGCAGGACUUUGUCUCGCACCGCCUGUUCGGAUGGAUGUCCGAGGUGGGGAGGAAGACGGACAAAUGCUCAGUCUACCUGGAGGCGGGCUGGACGUCCUCGGAUCAGUCCAGCCGCUAA
Molecule: messenger RNA, 1515 nt
Organism: Pseudozyma flocculosa PF-1
Lineage: Eukaryota; Fungi; Basidiomycota; Ustilaginomycetes; Ustilaginales; Ustilaginaceae
Exons: 4
Coding region: 1-1515 (504 amino acids)
Source: RefSeq, a predicted model, not a curated record